Messenger RNA from Malassezia japonica, 663 nucleotides. RefSeq lists its product as uncharacterized. Bases 1 to 663 code for a protein of 220 amino acids. Lineage: Eukaryota; Fungi; Basidiomycota; Malasseziomycetes; Malasseziales; Malasseziaceae. The transcript has a single exon. The record is from RefSeq and is a predicted model, not a curated record.
AUGGUGGGCAGCGGAAGUGUGCGUGCGUUGCGUGCCGCUGCGCCGAGCGCGCGCGCGUUUAGCACAAGCAGCGUUACGAGUCUGUCGCGCCGUGCGAACCGAUUGAAUAAGCGCAAGAAAGACGAGGCGCUCCACCAGGCCGUCUCGCUCUACCACCUCACCCCCAGCUUCUUCCCGCUGGCCCCUGCUGAGAAGGACGCCGAGCUGGGCGAUGCGGUGACGGAAAGCAUUCUUGGCCAGUUCUAUGGCGAGCGCGAUGGCCGGCCUUUUGUGCAGUUCGCCACGACGUCGGAGCUCUUGCACCAGCACAACCAAGAUGUGCAGACCGGCCGCAAGGACACGCUCGGCGAGCUCGAUAUGUACGAUACCCUGCGCAUCCAGCACACGCUCGCGUCGGACGUCUCUGGACGUCCGCAGGCGUCUGCGGAGCCGGCCGAGGGGCCGGUGCGUGUGCGCCAGCACUUUGUGCACCAGCCGAGCGCAUACACGACGCGCCGCGCGCGCGAUGCGGCGGGACACGGCGACCUAUACAGCAACGAGGAGAUGUCGACGCGCAGUGCGCAGGUCCGCGACGCGCUCUUUGGCACCGUCGCCGGCGAGCUGCCCGGCCUCGACGUGGUGCGCGAGCGCGAGCGCAAGUGGCAGGGCGACGAGGAGAAGUAG